UUUCUCAAGAUAUUUGUAUUCCUCAACCAAAAGGCAUAUAUCUUUCCAAUGGCUGAACCACAUACUCAUCACCCUUUUCCAGCACCAGUGAAAAAUGCUCCGAUCAUUAACCCUCAUUUUUGUGCUCCUUAUACCGUUGAUCUUCUGAUCUUCAGGAGGGUCAGGGAGAUGCAACACGGGGACUUUGUUGUCACGGAUAGAAACACAGACAUUAUAUUCAAACUCAAAGACGAAUCCAAACACUCCCUCAAUUCUAGAAGGGUCUUGCUUGAUGCUGCUGAUAUUCCCAUUAUUACAUUGAAACCCAAGAACUUUUCUAUGCAUGAUAGAUGGGAAGUUUUCAAAGGAGAAAGCACAGAUGCUACUGAUCUCUUAUUCACUGUUAAACGAUCUUCAAUUGCAAUGUUCCAACGGAAGACAAAACUAGAUGUUUUCUUAGCAAAUAAUACGGAGCAGAAGGUCCCUGAUUUUAAAGUCAAAGGAAGUCGGAAACAAGGACCCUGUCUCUUUUACGCUGGAGAGUCUUCUUCUAUUGCCGCUCAAAUGCACAAGAAGGCCAAAGUCCAAAACUUGUUUCUCCGAAGGACGGCAAUGGUGACAGUCUUUCCGGACCAUGAUUAUGGAUUCAUUGUGGCUCUUAUCAUUAUUCUCGCAGCAAUCAACGAACAGACUGGUGAUACGGGUAGUGGUUGCUGUGGUGGUGGAGGUUGCUGUGGUGGCGAUGGGUGGGGUGAUGUCAGUGGCGGUGGUGAAGAUGGUGAUAAUGAUGGUGAUAAUAAUGGUUGUGGUGCUUGCGGUGGUGGUGGUGGUUGCGGCAGCGGCGCCGGUUGUGGUUGCGAUGACGGUGGUUGUUGAUAGAAAUUUUAAUUUAGGUCCCGUUUGGUAUAGCGGUUUUGAGGUAACGGUUAGCGGUUUUACUUAAACCGCUAAAUAUAGGUGUUUAGUAAAU
This is a messenger RNA of Rubroshorea leprosula, 949 nucleotides long. NCBI's taxonomy places the organism in Eukaryota, Viridiplantae, Streptophyta, Magnoliopsida, Malvales, Dipterocarpaceae. The record is from the annotation of a GenBank genome assembly.